Molecule: messenger RNA, 2843 nt
Organism: Rubroshorea leprosula
Lineage: Eukaryota; Viridiplantae; Streptophyta; Magnoliopsida; Malvales; Dipterocarpaceae
Source: the annotation of a GenBank genome assembly
GGAGAUACACAUCGGAUCCCAGAUAUCUUGCUUGGCAUCUUGUUUGGCAUGCCGCGUGGACUCUUCAUCGGAACAUAUAAAUACUCCUUAAGGGUCACACCAAAAGGUCAAUUCAGAGUGCAGAUCCGGACUAAAGAAGGACUUAUGGUUUGGUCAGCCCAAGGUGGAAACUCGUCUCAGCCUCUUGGACGAGGCCAGGUCCCCAGCAACCUUCCGCCUCAUCCCCCACCCCCAAUCCCAAAUACGUUCGCUCCUGUUGAUCAUGCAGAAGGAGAAGAUGAAAAUCAACCACACAAUUCGUCAGUACUGGCACAAUUAUUGGCCUGGAAUAAUCCUGGUUAUCCACUCAUUAACCUACUUAAUCCUGCUCCACAACCUCCAGCCCCACCACAAAAUCCUGAACCAAUUCAGCAUGCUCCGGCUAUUAGUGAAUCUCAAGGCCAAUCUCACUUUGCGCCAGUUCAGCAACCCUUUCAUGGUGAUGUCACUCGACGUCUAGAUAGCUUAGAAAAGCUAGUGGUUGACCAGCGCGGUGCCCCACCCCCGCACCCUGCUACUGACUCCGUGCCCCAUCCUCUCAACACCAACAUUAUACUGGAACCCUAUCCCGCUGGCUUCAGAAUACCACAGCUUAAAACUUAUGAUGGGACGAAGGACCCUGUUGAUCAUCUACAUGCUUUCUACUCUUGCAUGCAAGCCAAGAACGCCUCUGAUGCGUUAAUGUGCAAAAUCUUUCCCUCUACCCUUCGAGGUAAUGCUCGAACCUGGUACUACAGUCUGCCUCCGAGGUCAAUCAACUCUUACACAGAAAUGGCAUCUGCUUUUGCCACAAAGUUUUCCAGUAGAAGAUUGAUCAGGAAAACCACUUUUGAGCUGAUGCGAGUUAAGCAGAGGGACGGAGAGUCUUUGAAGAAUUUUAUGAGCAGAUUCAAUGAUGCAGUACUGGAGGUUAACUCUUUCGACCAAGCUGUAGGAAUUACAGUUGUGAUCUCAGGUCUUAGCCAUGAGAGAUUCCGAGAUAGUCUGCUCAAACAUCCUUCGAAAACCUUCAGCGAGGUAAAUGAUAGAUCGCUGAAAUUCAUAACUGUUAAGGAAUAUGCCCUGUCGCAGAACCUAACUCCUCUUAAGAACCGACACUCGGACUGGAGAGAUGAGAAUCCGAACAGGAAACGGCUGAGGGCAUCACCGAACCGAGGUCCGAUGUCGACCUCCACCCCGAGAUUCGAACGGCCGAACUCAGCACAACAACCCGCAGGUCCAAUGAGAACUGCUGCUGUUACCAGAGACCAUACUAAGUAUUGUGAUUUUCAUCAAGAUCACGGUCAUACAACAGAGCAAUGCAAUAGUCUGAGGUCCGAGCUGGAAAGUCUUGCGCAGAAAGGAAUGUUGAAUGAGCAAGGUGUGGGAUAUCAGCAAGCCCCACCACCAGCUAGAGUCAUACACAUGAUUACGGGAGGUCUGGAAGCAGGUGGACUGAGCUCUAAGCAGCGAAAGUUGUAUGUCAGAGAGGUUAAGCACCAGAACCGAACUCAGAAGCGAAAAUUUGACGAUGCUGAGUGGAAGCAUCAACCCAUCACUUUCACAUCUGCUGAUCUUGAAACAGUUCUCACACCUCACAAUGAUCCUCUAGUCACUUCUGUCACAAUCAACAAUUGUGAGGUGCAGCGUGUCCUUGUUGACACAGGGAGUGCACCAGACAUCAUGUACUUCCAUUGUUUUGAGAGCCUUGGGUUAGAUCCAACUUUGUUGCAGCGGUAUGAUGGUCCCAUCUACGAGUUCAACAACCAACUAGUUCCAGUUGAAGGAGUCCUCACCAUGAAUGUUGCAUUUGGAAGUGGCCGCAGUUAUGUGACCCUUUCAGUCAGGUUUCUGUUCCCAACUCCUACGGGAAUAGCAACGCUGCGAGGAAACCAGGAGGUGGCCCGGCAUUGCUAUAUCACCUCAGUAACACAACCUCUGAAGGGCAAGGCUCAGACACCCGAGAUUAAUCACAAACAGAUUCCUGAUGAUUGGCAAGUUAUGGGUGUUGAAAUAGUGAAUAACCGACCAGAAGAUGAAACCAGAGCUGCUCCAGUUGAAGAUGUGGAGGAGGUACUGAUUGAUGAUAGAGAUCUGAACCGGAAAACGCAAAUUGGGACUAAAUUGAACCCGAAAGAAAGAGCAGAGCUAAUAGCUUUUCUUCGGGCCAAUAAAGAUGUUUUUGCAUGGACUUUAGCAGAUAUGCCGGGAAUUCCCACUUCAGUUUUUCAACAUAAACUCAGCACCAAUCCCCUCAAGAAACCAGUAGCCCAGAAGCGACACCUCUUCGGGGGGGAGAGGUUAACAGUUAUUAAAGAAGAAGUCGAGAAACUCUUGCAAGCUGGCUUUGUCAGAAGGGUCGAUUACUGUGAGUGGGUCGCCAAUCCGGUGUUGGUGAAAAAGGCGAACGGUAAAUGGCGGAUGUGCAUUGAUUACACUAACCUCAACGAUGCAUGUCCAAAGGACUGUUAUCCAAUGCCAAACAUUGAUAAGCUGGUUGAGGCAGCUUCGGGAAAUGAGAGAUUAAGUCUCUUGGAUGCAUACUCAGGCUACCACCAGGUCCCAAUGGCUCCUGAGGAUGAAGAAAAAACCUCCUUCUAUGCUGGCGAUGAGAUUUAUUGCUAUGUAAUGAUGCCCUUCGGCUUGAAGAUCGUAGGUGCCACUUACUAGAAGAUGGUUACCAUCGUAUUCCGAGCUCAGAUAGGACGGAAUCUGGAAGUUUAUGUUGAUGAUAUAGUGGUGAAGAGUUUGAAAGCUGACGAUCACUUAACCGACCUUGAGGAGACAUUCAACAAUCUCAGACAGAAUAGAAUGAGGUUAAACCC